AUGAAUUUUGGCUCAUGGUACUAUGUUCAAUUUGUUCAAAUAAACCCAAAUACUUCAUCUAACUAUGCAUAUACGAUAUUGAAUGCCACUCCUAAUGAUAACGUUUUGGGUGGACUUAGAUUAUGGUGCUACUCACACACUUCGUUGUCCACUUGUGGUGGCUCGAUCUUGGUCUUUGGUCUUGGUCUUGGUCUUGGUCUAGUCAUGAACAAAAUGAAGACCACAAGAGCAAAUAAUUCAAACACAUCCAACCCUAUACAAGAAAGAGCAAACAAUAGGAACAAGCCCAAUAAGGUAAAUGGCGGGUCUUCAAGAUUCAAAGGAGUAGUUUGUCAACAAAAUGGACACUGGGGUGCUCAAAUAUAUGCAAACCACCAUAGAAUAUGGUUAGGUACCUUUAAAACAGAGGAACUUGCUGCCAUUGCUUAUGAUAGUGCUGCAAUAAAGCUCCGACAUGGUAAUUCUAACGAGGCCUAUCGUAACUUCCCGUGGAGUAACGUAACCAUGUAUGAGCCCAAUUUUCAAGCCCGUUAUAGUACUGAUCAAGUGUUAAAUAUGAUCAAAGACGGGUCAUACCAAAUUAAAUUCGGGGAGUAUUUAGGGUCGAUUACCCAGGUUCAAAAUGGGGAAACAUGUGAUCAAAAGAAGCAAGAUGGGUUGGUUUGUCAAGAACUAUUUAGAAAGGAAUUGACACCAAGUGAUGUAGGAAAAUUGAAUAGGCUUGUGAUUCCUAAGAGGUAUGCUUUGAAAUAUUUUCCCAUUCAAGAUCAUGAUAUGGAACUUGUUUUUUAUGAUCAAGGUAUGAAAACUUGGAAAUUUAGGUAUUGCUAUUGGAAGAGUAGUCAAAGUUUUGUGUUUACUAGAGGGUGGAAUAACUUUGUUAGGGUUAAGGGAUUGGAAGCUAAGGAUAUUGUGAUUUUUUAUAUGAGUGAAUUAAGGGAAGGUAAAAGUGAUGGUAAUGUAAAUAAGUUUUGGAUGAUUGAUGUUGUAAAAGGUGAUGAUUGUGAUGGUCGUGAUCGAUAUGAGGAGGAGGAGGAAGAGGAGGAAGGAUCGUCGUCAUCUGUGAAUAAAGGGGCAGAAAUAGAUAGUGCAAGUGCUAAGGGGUUUAGGUUAUUUGGUGUUCAAAUAGUUCCGUUACAUGUUAAUGUUUCAAUGGAUACUAUCAAAUAG
Messenger RNA from Amaranthus tricolor (Joseph's coat), 1170 nucleotides. RefSeq names its product AP2/ERF and B3 domain-containing transcription factor At1g50680-like. The transcript is spliced from 4 exons. The record is from RefSeq and is a predicted model, not a curated record. Gene Ontology annotation, biological process: regulation of DNA-templated transcription. Gene Ontology annotation, molecular function: DNA binding; DNA-binding transcription factor activity. Bases 1 to 1170 code for a protein of 389 amino acids. NCBI's taxonomy places the organism in Eukaryota, Viridiplantae, Streptophyta, Magnoliopsida, Caryophyllales, Amaranthaceae.